CGAAGCUCAAAGCUCCCCCGCAUUUUACUGAGCCUCCGUUCCAAAUUUAUGUACCUACCUCUUAAAAUAUUCAUGCAACAUAAAAAUAAAAACUACACCAAGUAUCCCUCAUACACUUAGUUACAUUACUACAGCACGAAACAAGCAAAUCAAAAUGGCAGAGCCUCAACCGAAAAAUCCACAAGAGGGCGCAUCCGGAGACGUCGAAGAUGAGGUCCAGACUACCGCCAAGUCAGCCGAGGAUCGGAAGGCUGCUGCCGCUAUGGCGAGCCUCGACACCCGCGGAGACGAUGCUGGCUCGUCGAACGCUGUCGACCAGGAGGCUGUAAGCAAAGCGAUGCAGAGCCUUGGGAGUGGCCCCUCCACCGGUGCCGCGAAGGACGCCAAGAAGGUCAAGGUCGACCCUGCUGACGUUUUGUUGUUGGUCGACGAGCUCGAUCUGACCAAAGCAAAGGCUACCGAGUUGCUUAAGGCGCACGACGGCGACGCAGUCUUGGCUAUGAAGGCCUUUAUCGCUACGUGAAGAGGAUUGCGGAUAGAGGGACAAGAUUCCUUCUAGCAUAUUGUCGUAUGAGAGGCGUCAUGGUUUUGGGAACGUGAUAGAGAAAAUGGAUAUACCUAGCGAGAGGAUGAAGAGAAGCGCGAAAUUGGAAAGAUGAUAGAUACCUGACUAUGCUAAGCCUUCCUCAUAUCUACGAAUAAGGCGUAUGAGUAUUUGAUAUUUAACGCCGAAGAGUAAAGGGAAAGGAGGGUAUCUGAUAAUAAGAUUACAGCAUGCGGCCAAAAUGUCCGCCUUGGAAGAGAACCCCCGAGUCACGCACCCCGGUAAGGUUCUUAGCUAUCUACCGGAUAUAGGGGCUGGACACCGAAUGGCAGAUGAUCAUCAUCGGGGUUAUUGUCCGGUUGAUUAAAUGAGACGAAAUAUGAAAGAAAAAAGAAAAAAAGAAAAACCCCGAACGCCUUCCCGCCCAUCACUACCUACCUAACUAUGACAACAUGGUGUUAGAGAAUAGCCAACUGAUGAUCAAUAUAGCGGACUCCAGGUAUCGUGAAGUAUCUAUAAGGUAACUAAGUGAUAUAAUUCUAUAAAUAGUUCUUGCUGUCGAUAUACAAACCUAUAUAUUACCUCUAUUUAGCCCCUUAACUCUAGACUUC
Daldinia decipiens is the source of this 1155-nucleotide messenger RNA. RefSeq lists its product as uncharacterized. Gene Ontology annotation, biological process: protein stabilization; negative regulation of apoptotic process. The transcript has 2 exons. The coding region runs from base 155 to 523 and encodes 122 amino acids. The record is from RefSeq and is a predicted model, not a curated record. Lineage: Eukaryota; Fungi; Ascomycota; Sordariomycetes; Xylariales; Hypoxylaceae.